AUGUCCUCCAGCGAAAGACCUAUCGUAGCUAUCACUGGCCUUAAUGGGUUCAUCGCGAUUCAUGUUGCUCUCCGAUUUCUCAAGGAAGGGUAUGACGUGAGAGGAUCAGUCAGAUCGAUAUCUUCUGCUGAGAAGAUGAAGGAUCAUCCCGUAUGGAAGGAAUGGAUCGAUCAAGGUAGAGUAGGAGUGGUGGUGGUUCCUGAUCUUACGGGUGACUUGACGGAAUUACUCGACGGAGUCGAAUCUGUCAUGCACUUGGCUGCUCCUGUCACUUUGAAUUUGAAAUCUUAUGAAGAGUUCAAAGGUCCUACUAUCCAAGGGACUCUAUCGGUACUCAAUCAAUCUACUAAAUUCAAGACUAUUAAAGCCAUCUCUUUGAUGUCUUCCAUGGCUGCCCACUUCAACCCCGUACCUAACGACCAACAAAUCGGUGCCGUUUACACCGAAGACUCGUACUUCCCUUACGAUGAAGAAACCGUUAAGAACUUUGAUCCUUCAAAUCCGUUCGCAAACGUAAUAUGGUAUUGCGCAGCUAAGAAGUACUCAGAAUUGGCCGUCAAAGAUUGGUUAAAGGAGAACAAACCUUCUUUCUCUGUUGCCUUCUUGGCUCCUCCCAUGACUUAUGGACCAUUACUUCACCUAUCGUCCGUCGCCGAAUUCAAGAACGGUGUAAGCGGAUCUCAACCUGGCUGGCUAUCACUUAUCAAGGGCAAAGACGCCGAAGUAAUGCAACCUGAAUCAACAACUUAUGCGGAUGUGAGAGAUGUCGCUGAGGCAUUCUAUCAAGCUGCUAUCAAAAGGAAGGAUGGGAUUUACCUCGUUGCUAGCGAUAUCUAUACCUAUCAGAUGUUCGCCAACGAAUUCAGAAGACAAAGACCAGACUUGGACGCCUACUUCCCAUUGGGUAAUCCCUCUGAGCCCACUCCUAGAGAACUGAACUUCUGGACCAUCGAUACCAGUAGAUCCAUCAAGGAGCUUGGCUUGAAAUACCAUACUCUUGAAGAUACGGUCAGGGUCACUCUGGAACAUUAUGAGAAGAUUGGGGUGUUCAACGAGAAACCUGGAAGCUGGGCUGAGAGAGCUUAA
Molecule: messenger RNA, 1086 nt
Organism: Kwoniella botswanensis
Lineage: Eukaryota; Fungi; Basidiomycota; Tremellomycetes; Tremellales; Cryptococcaceae
Exons: 8
Coding region: 1-1086 (361 amino acids)
Molecular function (GO): oxidoreductase activity, acting on the CH-OH group of donors, NAD or NADP as acceptor
Source: RefSeq, a predicted model, not a curated record